GACAUGGAUAUCUUAAGCUACUUCUAGAACCCGACCCGGUUCACUUUUAUAUUUCCAGCGACCGUCGCUCGGAGAUCCUGGAUCGCAUAAACUCGUGUGACACCUUCUUCCUCCUGCUCCUCUUCUCCUUCGAGGUCGACAAAUCUAAGGAGAGGACCAAGAGCCUUGUUUCAGCAGCCAUGGCUAAGCAUCAUCCUGAUUUGAUCAUGUGCCGGAAACAACCUGGCAUUGCCAUCGGGCGAUUGUGCGAGAAAUGUGACGGCAAAUGCGUGGUCUGCGAUUCCUACGUGCGCCCGUGUACGCUGGUUAGGAUUUGCGAUGAAUGCAACUAUGGUUCGUUCCAAGGACGGUGCGUCAUAUGCGGAGGUGUUGGGAUCUCAGAUGCUUACUACUGCAAAGAGUGUACACAGCAGGAGAAAGAUAGAGACGGUUGUCCCAAGAUUGUCAAUCUCGGGAGUGCGAAGACUGACCUGUUCUAUGAACGUAAGAAGUAUGGAUUCAAGAAACGAUGACAAGUGUCUCUCUACUCGUCUUUGUUUUGGCAUGAACUCAAAGAAAAGACAAAUGUUUGUUAGUUGUUACUCUUGUGCUAUCUUUGUUAUGGUUGGUUAAUGUCUAGAGUGUGAUUGUUUCUCUGCAACACUAAAACAUCCUCUUGUUUGAGUAAUUCGAAUCUCUGACAGAACAUGUAUUCAAGAACCAUUAUUUUGUCG
Brassica oleracea var. oleracea is the source of this 713-nucleotide messenger RNA. Its product is annotated as PHD finger-like domain-containing protein 5B. The transcript is spliced from 2 exons. Gene Ontology annotation, biological process: mRNA splicing, via spliceosome. Bases 180 to 512 code for a protein of 110 amino acids. Lineage: Eukaryota; Viridiplantae; Streptophyta; Magnoliopsida; Brassicales; Brassicaceae. The record is from RefSeq and is a predicted model, not a curated record. Gene Ontology annotation, cellular component: precatalytic spliceosome; U12-type spliceosomal complex; U2 snRNP.